AUGAAGAAGAUCAGCUGGAUUCGGAAAAACUGGCUCCUCGUGGCUGGACUGUCAUUUGUUGGUGUCCAUCUUGGGACCUAUUUCAUUCAACGAGCCGCAAAGUCCUCUGCUAAAUCAAGCUUGGAAAUUAAAUCAAAGGGUCUUGACGAAUGAAGCAAUCUCUGCAUCAUCACAUUGGUAGCUAACAUAGCAAGUGUGCAUUUGUUUUGUCACUGACUUCAUAGUUGAUUAAAUGUGCUUUGUGGAAACGGAAACCUAUCCUUUUUCUUCUUCUUUUCCUUUUAACAUUUCCAUAAAUACCGGGAAGAAGAGACAGCUGUACAGGGUGUAGUAAGUCCUGAC
Molecule: messenger RNA, 342 nt
Organism: Zootoca vivipara (common lizard)
Lineage: Eukaryota; Metazoa; Chordata; Lepidosauria; Squamata; Lacertidae
Source: RefSeq, a predicted model, not a curated record